Molecule: messenger RNA, 2238 nt
Organism: Corvus hawaiiensis (hawaiian crow)
Lineage: Eukaryota; Metazoa; Chordata; Aves; Passeriformes; Corvidae
Product: zinc finger protein 883-like
Exons: 7
Source: RefSeq, a predicted model, not a curated record
CGGAACACCCAGGCAGACAAGGAGCUGAGGACAGAGCCCUGGGAGGACAAAUCCCCGCGGCAGAACCUGGUGGAAGAGGCCGUUUUGAGCAGCUCCACAUCGCAGGAAUCCAGCGGGGAGGAAAACCACCGGAGAUCCCACAGGAGGAGGGGCUGCAAACGCAGCCCAGGGAGCUGCGAGGAGGAAAGACCCACCCUGUGCCGGGAUGGCGGCCGGAGAUCCAGCCAGAGCUCAAACCUGGUGGUCCACGAGCAGUGUCAUGCUAGGGAGAAACGCUUCAAGUGCUUGGAAUGUGGGAAGAGCUUCAGUAACCGCUCCCACCUGAUUCCCCACCAGAUGAUCCACACAGAUGAGAGGCCCUUCCGCUGCCUCGACUGUGGGAAGGGCUUCAGGUACAACUCCGACCUCACCAGGCACAAACGCAUCCACACCGGGGAGAGGCCCUACGAGUGUCCCGAGUGCGGGAAGAGCUUCUCCAGGAGCUCUCACUUGACCACACACCAACAGAUCCAUGUGGGGGAACGGCCCUAUGUGUGUGGGGAAUGUGGGAAGAGCUUCAGCACAAGCUCCCACCUGAUCCGCCACCGCCAGGUCCACACAGGGGAGAGGCUCUAUGUGUGUGGGGAAUGUGGGAAGAGCUUCAGCACAAGGUCCAACCUGAUCCGCCACCGCCAGGUCCACACAGGGGAACGGCCCUAUGUGUGUGGGGAAUGUGGGAAGAGCUUCAGCCACCGCUCCCACCUGAUUCGCCACCAGAUGAUCCACACAGGGGAACGGCCCUACGAGUGUGGGGAGUGUGGGAAGAGGUUUCAGACCAGCUCCAGUCUCCUCCAGCACCAGCGGAUUCACACAGAUGAGAGGCCCUUCCGCUGCCCCGACUGCGGGGAGGGCUUCAGGUACAACUUUGACCUCACCAGGCACAAACGCAUCCACACCGGGGAGAGGCCCUACGAGUGUCCCGAGUGUGGGAAGAGCUUCUCCAGGAGCUCUCACUUGACCACACACCAACAGUGCCACCAGUAAGGGAAGCCCUGCGAGUGCCCUGAGUGCAGGAAGAGCUCCAACUUCAUCUCGCAGCAGAGGAUCCAUGUGGGGGAGAAACGCUUCAAGUGCUUGGAAUGUGGGAAGAGCUUCAGUAACCGCUCCCACCUGAUUCCCCACCAGAUGAUCCACACAGAUGAGAGGCCCUUCCGCUGCCUCGACUGUGGGAAGGGCUUCAGGUACAACUCCGACCUCACCAGGCACAAACGCAUCCACACCGGGGAGAGGCCCUACGAGUGUCCCGAGUGCGGGAAGAGCUUCUCCAGGAGCUCUCACUUGACCACACACCAACACCGACAUCACACUAGGGAGAAACGCUUCAAGUGCUUGGAAUGUGGGAAGAGCUUCAGCCAGAGCACCACCCUGAUCCACCACCGGUUGAUCCACACAGGGGAACGGCCCUAUGUGUGUGGGGAAUGUGGGAAGAGCUUCAGCCGCCGCUCCCACCUGAUUCGUCACCAGAUGAUCCACACAGGGGAACGGCCCUACGAGUGUGGGGAGUGUGGGAAGAGGUUUCAGACCAGCUCCAGUCUCCUCCUGCACCAGCGGAUUCACACAGAUGAGAGGCCCUUCCACUGCCCCGACUGCGGGGAGGGCUUCAGGUACAACUCCGACCUCACCAGGCACAAACGCAUCCACACCAGGGAGAGGCCCUACGAGUGUCCCGAGUGCGGGAAGAGCUUUCAGACCAGCUCCAAUCUCCUCCUGCACCAGCGGAUUCACACCGAUGAGAGGCCCUUCCGCUGCCCCGACUGUGGGAAGGGCUUCAGGUACAACUCCGACCUCACCAGGCACAAACGCAUCCACACCGGGGAGAGGCCCUACGAGUGUCCUGAGUGUGGGAAGAGCUUCAGCCGGAGCAAUCACCUUAUCUGCCACAAGAUGAUCCACACUGGGGAGAGGCCCUAUGAGUGUCCCGAGUGCGGGAAGAGCUUCUCCAGGAGCUCUCACUUGACCAGACACCAACAGUGCCACCAGUAAGGGAAGCCCUGCGAGUGCCCCAAGUGCAGGAAGAGCUCCAACUUCAUCUCGCAGCAGAGGAUCCAUGUGGGGUGAUGCACAGUGACCCCCGUUGGGCAGAGACCUGGUGACCCCUGUUCCAGAUGAUCCCCAUGGUUGCAGGGAAUGUUUGAGAGAUUUAUUUCACUUCUCAUUCUCGUACUCUGAUUUCAUUGCUAAUAAAUGCAAUCCCUGUCC